UUCCUGCCGUAGCAGCGGGCAAACAGACGUGACUAAACAUCGUCGAACUGUCAGGAGACAAAUGUUCGGAUGACGGAACGUUUUCAGAUCAAAUAGUUCGUGCUUUGUCAGUCGCGGUUUGACAUGGAAUGCACUUCGAUUGCAAGGCCGCUGCAUGAGCGCUAACGUGAAGCGUUUGUCAUUUGAGUGUGUUGUAGGCGCUCUGGUUUUGAUUGAGCGUGCCGAUUGUUUGUCCUGCUGAGAGCCGCCAUGUUGGCGACUGACGGUUGAUCUCAGGGCUGUGUUCACCCAGUUGCUGCGUUCAUGGGGUCGGCAUCUUGGGCAAGUUUGGUUGUUAUUAGGCCGCGACCCAUUUAAAAAAAAGUAAUAGGCGUUGCGAAGGUGGGGAGGGAGCGGUGUCUGGUACUUAACCCAAGGAGCGGAAUGUUCUCUAAAAAGCCUCACGGAGAUGUAAGAAAAUCCACACAGAAAGUCCUGGAUCCGAAGAAGGAUGUUCUGACCAGAUUGAAGCACCUGAGGGUUGUCAUAGAAAACUCUGAAGCAAGUGAUUUGAAGCCGUUCUUUGAUCAAACAUAUUCGCACAUAUAUUAUGUUUUCUUUGAAAAUUUUGUGGCCAUUGAAACAAGCCUAAAGCAAAAAGGUCACAAAUCACAGAGGGAAGAAUUGGAUUCCAUCCUUUUUAUAUUUGAGAAAAUCUUACAACACCUUCCAGAAAGAAUUCAGAGCAGAUGGCAGUUUCACAGUAUAGGCUUGACUUUGAAAAAACUCCUUCAUUUUGGGAACUCCUUGAAGAUAAGGCGAGAAGGUGUACGUCUUUUUUUGUUAUGGAUGCAAGCACUCCAACACAAUUGCACUGAAGAACAACUCCAUAUUUUUGCCUGCCUUAUUCCUGGUUUCCCACCACUCCUUUCAGAGCAGGGACCUCGAACACUGGACAAUCUGAUCAAUUCCACAUUCUGUUUUCAAGAAACUCAAGUCACUCCAGAAGAAAUCACUCCCCUUGUGCCCCCACAAUCGGGAGACAAAGGACAAGAUGAUCUUACAAGCUACUUUCUUGAUGCACUGCUAAAAUAUAUGGUAAUCCAGGCAAAGGGAUUAGAAUGGAAAGACAAAGAAAAUCAGGAGAAAGGGUUUGCAUUCUUGUUUGAAAAUUUCAAGAAGUACUAUCUGCCUCACAUAUUUCCCAAUUUCUCAAAGGAGACCAGCUUGUUUAACCCAAUCCUUGAUGUCCCACAAUUGAGAUCAAAGCCCUGUUAUAUUAUGACAAAGAAAGAUCCAGAGACUAACGAAACAACAUAUUCAACAAAAGAUGCAUUUUUGUCUGCUCGUGUCUCAGUUAUCCGUUGGUUGGUAUCUUUCUGGUUUGAGCCAAAAGCCAAUCUAGGACUCCAGAUUCCUGGAGUUGAAGGUGAAAAUGUACCAAAGAAUAUUCAGAGAGCAGCUGCUGGUUUGGCUGCCCGUGAAGAGGGCUCCUGCCGUGGGGAUUCCGGAGAUGGCAGUGCUGAGCUGGAGCAAUCCCAUUCUAACACCAGCACCCUAACUGAGCGAGAGCCCAGUUCAUCUAGUCUGUGUAGUGUUGAUGAAGAGCAUCUAACAGAUAUGGAAAUAGUGCGCAAAGUUUUCUACUCCUCAAGAGAGAACGUGAAUUUUAUUAUAGAGGUUUUUCGACAGGCUUUUCUGUUGCCCAUCUGUGAAGCUGCGGCCAUGCGAAGAGUAGUUAAAGUUUAUCAGGAAUGGAUUCAACAAGAGGACAAGCCUGUAUUUAUGAAAGAGGCUGAAGACUUGGGCUAUUCUCCUUCAACAAGUGUCAUAAAUUUAGUCAGUGCUGGAGAGCAUGGUGGUUCUUAUCCACUGGAGAAAAAUAAACAGGAGGAGGACAAAAUGACCAAAGGUCAUGUAAGGAAUCUUAGCUGGACAAGGAAUUCAUCAUACCAGAAUGCAAUUAACAAUGCUCCUGAAAUUGAGGAAGAGGAGAGGAAUGUAUGUGCAGGUGUUCAGGCAUCAUUGCAGGUUUUUAUAACCAACUCAGCAAAUAUAUUACUACUAGAACCUGCCAACGAAAUUGGAGUCCUCCUGGAUGAGCAUGUUGAUAUGUGUAAACGUGUUCUCAACAUCUAUAGAUACAUGGUUGUCCACACAGCAAUGAAUAAGAAAACCUGGGAGCAGUUGUUAUUGGUUCUGUUGAGAAUUACAGAAUCUGUUAUGAAACGACCACUGCAAGUACCACCAUUAUCUCAAGGGAGAAAGAAUUCAGUGUUAGCAGGGAGGCUUGCUACACCGCUGUUUCGGACACUAAUAGUAGCCUGGAUCAAAGCAAAUUUGGAUGUAUAUGUUUCACGAGAGCUGUGGGAUGAAUUGCUGAUGGUGUUGUCAUCACUUACAUGCUGGGAAGAACUAAUUACUGAAUGGGCAAUGACAAUGGAAACUUUGACCAAAGUGCUCGCCCGGAAUUUGUACAACCUUGACUUACAUGAUCUUCCUUUAGACAAAUUGAGUGAACAAAAACAGAAAAAACACAAAGGAAAAGGUGGCAGUCACGGAUGUCAAAAGUCAGUUGUUGAUAAAUCAUUUUCCCGUGGUUGGAGUCGUGAUCAACCUGGGCACUUACAAAUGAGACAACGAAGUGCCACCACUGCUGGUUCCCCUGGAACAGAAAAGGCAAGAAAUAUAGUACGACAGAAAACCAUCGCCAUCGGAAGCCGAUCCAUUGGUGAUUGUGUUUGUACAUCGGCCUCUAUGCGCAAUGCUAAAAGUGCACCUGUUCUGCUCCAUACUUCUUCCAAUCCUUACCUGCUUGACUUAGUCCUCACCCCCUUUUUUGAUGAACUUUCAGAUCUUGAUGAUGCCCAAAUUUUGGCCCGGCCUACUCGAAUAAGGCAUUAUUCUCAGAGUGAAGAAAACACCUCUGAAGUAUUUAGCACUGUACGUGAAGAGCAGCCAAUGCCACGAAGCAGCAGCACAUCUGAUAUAAUGGAACCGUUCAUAGCUGAACGAGCUAAAGGUGCAGUUCCUGUCAUUGACAGCUCAUCAGUUCCUUCAAGUUUGCAAAGUUCUGCUGAGGUGUUCUCGUUAUCUAGGUCCACUGAAAGUCACUUCACAGAUGCGCACAGUACAGAACAUUCUCUGGAAGUUGGUGAUAAUAUUUAUGAUCAUCUUUGUCAUCUUGUAGGGGAUAUAGAAACAAUAACUUCCUAUUAUGAUUGCAGUCAACACACAGUAGAUGAUAGUGAGGCAGAUUUGCUAUCUUCCAUAUGCAAAUAUUUUAAUGAGUCUACUGAAGAAAUGGAACACACCAAACAUAAAUCGGGAGAGGAUGCAAAUGACAUUUCCUUAAAUGAAAAUGUUGAGUUAAUGGUAGGUGAGACCGAUCUAGACUAUAUAAGGCAAGUAAAAAUGUGCGAUACUAAAGAUGAUUAUUUGAGUAUUACUACAUUUUCUGGUAAAGAAAAGCAGUUGCCAGAGACUAGUAUUGAACAGCAAAAUAACAUGCCACUUGAAAGCUUUGAACAGGGAAUUUCAUCACAAAUGACAUCAGAAAAUCCAGAUUUCAGACAGAGGCAAAAAGUUCUUAUUCGCCAGAUGGCAACUGAGGUAGACGGUAGAAAAGUGGUAGCAUCAACAGAUCAGCAAUUUAAAAGGAAACAGCUAGCUGAUGCCUCUUGCCAAACCUCUGCAAUUGUACAACUUAAUAGGAUAACUGAAGCAUAUAGCAUGUAUUCAAAUACGUUUCCACACAGCACCACAAUUACUGACCCACUUAAAGCUUUAAGUGCACAAAAGUCUUCAGCUAACCAAGAAAUCACUGUUGCAGCAACACCAGAACUGCAGUACUUGAGCAUAGCAAAUAAGAAAAAAAAUAACAAUAUGCAUGUUAGUUUUAGGCCAUCUACUGAGUCUGUACAAUUCCACAGUCAGUUGGACAGUAAGGAAGCUCAUUGGAAGUUGAGACUUCGAAGACUUGGUGGUUUCAGCAGUGGCUCUUCUGCACCAACUGAUUCAGUGAAACCUGGUGUCUAUAGACCUCUUGACACUAGAGUUUCUCAUAAUGAAUAUAAGAAUCGGAAGUCAACAUUGAUUACUGCUGCAAGUACUCCAGUGCUGAAGGGAAGUACAGGUGAUAGUCAGGGAAUUGGUCAUGGAACACUUAGGUCAUGUAGCUUACAGGAACCAAUACAGCAACAGAGUUCCCUCGGUGGUGUUUACAGAACUGUUGUACACGCUUUUUCAAAGUCGAAAGCAAAUGUUUCCCCACAGAGGCAGAGAAAAGUACCAGCAGAGGCUCCACUGAGGGAUCUUUACAGUCAUGUUUUGGGAUAUUUUGGAAGGAAAGUUGCAGUCAACAAGGAAGACCCUAAUCAAAAACCCCGACCCUUCAGCACUGAUAUUGGCAAUAGUAAUCCCAACAUCAGUGAUCUUAUGGAUGAGUUUAUAGCAGAACGAUUACGAACUGGCACUUCUGUGAAUGUUUUGAGAAGAGGAAGUAGUCCUGGUAGUUUGGAAGUGCCAAAAGAUCUUCCUGAUUUGUUGAACCGACAGAACCAGACCAGACCAGUAGAUGACCCAGGCAUCCCAUCCGAAUGGACUUCCCCGGCCAGUGCUGGAAGUAGUGAUCUCAUUAGUUCUGACAGCCAUUCGGAUUCUUUCAAUGCUUUCCAAUAUGAUGGACGAAAAUUUGAGGGCUUUAGAUUUGGCAGUGAAACCAUUUCUACCGUAUACACUGAAGCAGAUCUAGGACCACUACGGCAAACAGAUGCGGAACAAGAAUUGGCGAAUUUAACUGCUAUGUACGUUGAUUCUGAAACUAGCAGCCUCAAUCUGCAGACCACUUCUGUUGACACAGUUACAAUCACAGGUUCUGAAAGUGCUUCUCCUUCACAUUCAAACACAUGUUCAAGAUCUCAGACACCUUCUCCGUCUACUUUGAAUGCUGAUCAUAUGGAACAAAAAGAUUUACCUCUGGAUGAAAAAUUGCAUCAUUCAGUCUUGCAGACUCCAGAUGACUUGGAAAACAGUGAAUUUCCAAAUGAAGAUUGCAGUGUGAUGGCAGGAGGAAGUCUUAAAGGUUGGCAUGAAGAUGUUGCUACAGUUAUGUGGAGACGGAUGCUUGGUAUUUUGGGAGAUGUCAACUGCAUUAAGGAUCCUGAAAUUCAUGCUCAAGUUUUUGACUAUUUAUGCGAGCUGUGGCAGAAUUUGGCCAAGGUGAGAGAUAAUCUUGGAAUUACAGUAGACAAUCACACCUCCCCACCACCUCCAAUUUUGAUACCACCUCUCAGAAUUCUAACUCCUUGGCUUUUUAAGGCAACAACAUUACCAGAAAAAUACAAGCAAGGAAAGCUGCAUGCAUACAAGCUUAUCUGCAAAAUUAUGAAACGACGUCAAGAUGUUUCGCCUAAUUCUGAUUUUCUGGUUCACUUCUACAAUAUAAUGCACAGUGGACUCUUAAAUCUUGAUCAGGAUAUUGUGAACACCAUCAUCAAGCAUUGUUCUCCAAGGUUCUUUUCUAUUGGGUUGCCUGGUGCUACCAUGCUAAUUUGGGAUUUUAUAGUUGCUGCUAGUAAAGUAACAUUCUCUUCUUCACUUAAUGCUCCAAGAGUAGAAGCGCAGAUUCUAUUGGGCUCUUUAGUCUGUUUCCCAAAUAUAUAUGUCGACCUCCCUACUUUACAGCCUUCUCUUGUGGACAUUUUAUCAACAAAAUGUGAUGAUGUUAAGGAACUUGUAAUUAAGAGCAUUUUAAAAUCAGCAAGGGAAGAGCCUUCUGGACCAGCUAGAUGUGUUGCACUUUGUAGCCUUGGCAUUUGGCUCUGUGAAGAAUUGGUACAUGAUACUCGCCAUCCACAAAUCAAAGAUGCUCUAAAUGUAAUUUGUGUAACUUUAAAGUUUCCAAACAAAGCGGUUGCACAGGUGGCUUGUGAUAUUUUGCAUUUAUUGAUCAAUUAUGUGGACAAACUUCAGAAUUAUCCACCAGAUUCUCCAAAAAAAAUGCUUGAGAUAUUAAUGGCAACAAUUACUUAUCUGUUACCCAGUACAGAAGUAUCUCCGCAUGAGCAAGAUAAAAGGCUGGUGGUAUCCCUAUUGCUUUGCCUGUUGGACUGGUGCAUGGUGCUGCCUUUAAAAAUACUCUUGCAAGCAGUCCAAGCUGCAGGGCAAGAUAAGGACAAUGCCGACAAAUCCAUUCUCAGUUGUAUUUACAAGGUGCUACAUGGCUGUGUUUAUGGAGCCCAAUACUUCAGUAAUCCUAGAUACUUUCCUCUGAACUUAUCAGAUCUUGCCUCUGUUGAAUAUGAUCCAUUUUUACAUUUGGAAAGCUUGAAAGAACCAGAGCCUUUGCAUUCCCCUGAUUCUGAGCGAUCAUCAAAGCUUCAAACUGUCACAGAAGUGAGGAGUCGCAUUCAACAAGGUUUGAUCUCAGUUGCUGCCCGGACUGUGAUAAUUCAUUUGGUAAACCACGUUGGCCAUUAUCCAUUGAGUGGUGGCCCAGCAAUGCUGACCAGCUUAAUAAGUGAAAACCAUGACAAUCCUUUUACUGACUGCACUGAGCUUUCCCCUGAACUUUUUGAAAACCCUAAUCUCCAGUUUUUUGUGCUGAACAGUUCAACACUUAUUUCAUACCUGGAAAUCCCUAUUGAGGACAAUAUCCCAGGAGGAGGGAUGUCAGCUGGACUUUCGACAGCUACCUCAAAUGUUAGAGUUGUGGUACGUGAUAUAUCUGGUAAGUACUGCUGGGAUUCUGCAAUUCUAUAUGGACCACCUCACUUCUGUCAACAAAAGCAAAUUGCUUCCAAGGUCAGCAAUCUAUGCAAAGAAGAACAGAUGGCUGAACCUCACUCCAAUGAAACAGAAACCGAUGAUGUAGAUUUAAGGGAAUAUUUGGUACCUCAAACAAAAAGAAGGUGCGGGGAAGUAGUGCCAUCUUGGGAUGUAAUUCGUGAUGACGAAGAUGCUUUGGAUGAGAUGUUGCAGUACCUUGGUUCCACCAGUCCAGAAUGUCUCCAGAGAGCUGGUGUGCAACUUAAUAUCCCUGCUGCCGCUCCUGUUUGUUUUUCAGAGAAACAGGAAAAUGAUGUAAUCAAUGAAAUUCUAAAACAGUACACAGAAGAGAAGGAAUUUGUAGAGAAACAUGGCAAUGACCAGAAUAUGAAAGCAAUGGAGCAGGAAGAGCCAUGCCCACAAGAGCCUCAGUCUGUGUUUUACUAUUGCAGGAUGCUGCUGAAUAUUCUUGGCAUGAAUUCAUGGGAUAAUAGGACCAGUUUUCAUCUUCUGAAGAAAAAUGAAAAGCUUUUACGGGAACUUAAAAACCUAGACUCAAGGCAAUGUCGAGAAACGCACAAGAUAGCAGUGUUUUAUGUUGCUGAAGGGCAGGAAGAUAAGCACUCCAUUCUGACGAACACUGGAGGAAGCCAAUCCUAUGAGGAUUUUGUAGCCGGGCUUGGUUGGGAGGUUAACCUUACUAAUCAUUGUGGCUUCAUGGGUGGACUACAAAGAAAUAAAAGCACUGGUCUCUCCACUCCAUACUUUGCUACGUCCACCGUAGAAGUAAUAUUUCAUGUAUCUACAAGAAUACCUUCUGAUUCAGAUGAUUCUUUAACAAAAAAGUUGAGACAUCUUGGGAAUGAUGAAGUGCAUAUUGUCUGGUCAGAGCAUACAAGAGACUACAGAAGAGGAAUUAUUCCCACUGAAUUUGGUGAUGUCCUCAUUGUUAUUUAUCCAAUGAAAAAUUUUAUGUUCAGUAUCCACAUAAUGAAAAAGCCUGAGAUACCAUUUUUUGGCCCACUCUUUGAUGGUGCUAUUGUGGAUGGGAAAGUUCUACCAAAUCUAGUCCGAGCUACAGCAAUCAAUGCAAGUCGAGCACUAAAAUCAUUAAUUCCACUGUAUCAAAAUUUCUAUGAGGAGCGAGCUCGAUACCUAGAAACCAUUGUGCAACACCACCAGGAGCCAACCACUUUUGAGGAUUUUGCUGCCCAGGUCUUCUGUCCAGCCCCUUGUCACAAUAUACCAUCUGAUCCAGAAAGAAAUGCUGUGAUAUUUCUUCUUCUUCCCAAACCUCCACUAGAAAACAUUGGCCUCAUCAAGGUAAAGGGCAAAGGCUUGAAACGGAAGGUCUUUCACGCUAGCUAUGAAUGGCUUAUGCCCAGAGAGUCAGCAGGCCGAAAGUCCUGCAGCACAGGGGGCGGACGGGAUCGACUUAGCCUCUCCAAUGUCACCUCGUGCUAGCAAGAGUCGUAUGUCGAUGAAAUUGCGGCGCUCGUCUGGUUCGGCUAAUAAAUCUUAACAACCACAUCAUAACAAAACGUUACACUCCUAAUUCACUAGCCAUAAAUCAAUGUGUUCUUUUUUUACUUAUUAUUUUAUUGCUUAAGCCAAAUGUUUUGCCUCUUGCUAAUUUAGUAACUGUGUGUUACCACUCCAUAUGCAGUUUAAUACCUGUUUCUUGUAAACUACUUUUUAUUAAGAACACUGGAGUUCUAUUUUUAGCUUACCAAAAUAUAUAUUUUAGCAAUCUAAUCUAUGCUUGGUUGUACAGUGCAACUACCUUGCACCUACUUGAUUACGUAUCUGUAUAUUUACUGCACUUUUAAUCACACUUACUGUUUUGAAAAACAUUUUCUUGUUGAAUUGUAUUUGGCUAGUUAAGUUGAAUGACCCAUUUGUUAUUGGGUAUCAUCACUAGGAAAUUACAGCAGUCUUGCUUGGCUGUAUAUUGUGUACUUUGUACAGUUUUGUUUUACAGUAGAAACAUUUCAGAUUACUUGUGCACAAUUCAGGAAUGUAUAGUAAGUUUUCAGUUUUUAUGUAGAUGUAAAGUUGUUUCAAAAUAUAUUCACCAAAUCAAUCUUAUGGCACAAAACAUGUACAGAAUAUUUUCAUUUUAAAUUAUAAGUAUGAAUUUUCCAAGGAAUGUAAAUGGUCUCUUAGCAUUUCAGCUAUAAAACAUAGCUUGACAAAAGAAAAUCAAGAGGAAAUAUAUGGACUUGCUUUUAUUUUAAACACUGACAUAUAUAUAUAUAUAUAUAUAAAUAUAUAUAAUCUUAAAAAUGCUGAAAAUGCUGCUGAGUUAAACUAUUUACUUGUGCAUGGCUUCCAACCAAGAGACUGUAGAAAAAACACUGUAGGUGAAAUCUGGUAAGAGGCCAAGUUAUUGCUGGAAUGAUGAGAAUUCUGGAUGUGUUUGGAUAUGCACUCUUACAGGAUUUGCACUCAAAUAUGUUUUCAAUUUUCUGUGAUAUAUUCAUUAAGGAGAAAAGGGAUCAUUUAAGUGUGUCUGUAUAACCAGUUCAACUUGAAUUGAGUCAACUUUAAAUUGCUGAAAUGCAACAAAAUGCAUAUUCCAGCUUAUCAAAUGUAUUUUCCUACAAGGAAACAUUAUUUUGUAGGUGACUUGCAAUGUUACUACUAACAGUAUGUAGCAUGAUGUCAGUACUAACUGCAUGUGUAAAUAUCAUAUGAAAAAAAUAUUAUGUAUUGUCAUUUAUGUAGUUGUCUAUAAAAAUUUGUAAUGGCUGAAGAUGCGCUGUUUAAUAUUGCAAUAAAAAAUAUUCUUACCAUG
Chiloscyllium plagiosum (whitespotted bambooshark) is the source of this 9544-nucleotide messenger RNA. The record is from RefSeq and is a predicted model, not a curated record. Lineage: Eukaryota; Metazoa; Chordata; Chondrichthyes; Orectolobiformes; Hemiscylliidae.